Trematosphaeria pertusa is the source of this 2376-nucleotide messenger RNA. RefSeq names its product glycoside hydrolase family 13 protein. The coding region runs from base 175 to 2076 and encodes 633 amino acids. The transcript has a single exon. Lineage: Eukaryota; Fungi; Ascomycota; Dothideomycetes; Pleosporales; Trematosphaeriaceae. The record is from RefSeq and is a predicted model, not a curated record. Gene Ontology annotation, biological process: carbohydrate metabolic process.
UGUGGCGCCCGUAUUCAGCUGAAGCGAGAAAGAGGCAACAAGGCAAUAAGGCAAUCGCGAGAUCUCAGGACGAUGAUUUAAUAAGUGCGUUGCGGUCGUCCGCUCUCCAGUCAACCUACCGCCGCUCCUACACCUUUCUUUACUUUUCAGUUCUAACCCCUCUCCGUUUUCGUCAUGUGUGAAAGGGAGAUUCCUACGUUCAAUGCCCCUAAUACCGGCCCGCUAAGUGUCAACGAUGCCAAAGUACGAAGCGUCGUCUCUCAAACUUCAAUUGAGGGAAAGAAGUACCAUCCAUCGCCUUGCGCGUGGGAGGACCAGCAGCUCUAUUUCCUCCUCCCUGACCGCUUCUCGCAAGGCAACGAGAACGGUAGCUUGGAUGUCAAUGGCAAGCCCAUUUCCGGGAGCGUCACAGCCUUCAGCACAGCGGACGAUGCGAACGCCUUGGCGGAAGCGCAAGCCUGGCGAGAUGCGGGCACCCUCUGGCAGGGCGGCACGCUCAAAGGGAUUCAAUCGAAGCUAGGUUAUCUGAAGCGCAUGGGCACGAGUGCCCUCUGGAUUGGGCCUAUUUUCAAACAAUGCUCAAAAGAUAAGCACUCCUACCAUGGAUAUGCGGUGCAGGACUUCCUCGAUAUCGAUCCCCACUUUGGCACCCGGGAGGAUCUGCGCGACCUGGUGAAGGCUGCACACGAGCAGGGCAUCUAUGUCAUUCUCGAUAUCAUCCUCAAUCACAGCGGCGACGUGUUCGCCUACAAGGGCGGCGGCAAACCAUGGACUGGCCAGCGCUAUGAAGUUGAAGGUUUCCGAGACGCUUUGGGGAAUCCGACUCUGCCCUUCCGGCCUAUCACGGCCGCAGACGGUGUCAAGAACCCCGAAGACUGUGCGAUCUGGCCGGCAGAACUACAGAAGCCAGAAUGUUUCACCCGCCAGGGGUCGAUCUCGAACUGGGAGUACGACCCCGAGUUUCUCGACGGCGACUUCUUGAGCCUGAAAGACAUACACCUCGGCACCGGUGAUGUCGACAACUUCAAACCGAGCACUGCGCUUGAGGCACUCUGCGAGGUGUACAAAUAUUGGAUCGCGUACGCAGACCUUGACGGCUAUCGCAUCGAUACCGUGAAGCACAUGGGCGAUGGUCCGACACGGUACCUCUGCACCACGCUGCACGAAUACGCCUGCGCCCUGGGCAAGGAGAACUUCUUCCUCGUGGGCGAAGUAACCGGCGGCCGCGCGUACGACGUCGUCCAAGUCACUGGGCUCGAUGCUGCCCUCGGCGUCGGCAAUGUCCAGGACAAGCUCUGGAAUACCUGUAAGGGGAACACGAAUCCGAGCGAUUAUUUCGAUCUCUUCCGGAACGCAACGUUCUUGAAGAAAGGCUCGGAUGCUUGGAUGCGCAAUCGGCUGGUCACCAUGAUCGACGACCACGAUCAGGUUUGGAAGGGCACCAAAGCGCGCUUCUGUUCCGACUCGACGGGACAGAAGCUCGCCGUCGCAGCGCUGGGGCUCAACCUCACCACCCUCGGUAUCCCCUGCGUCUACUACGGCACAGAGCAGCAAUUCGACGGCCAAGGCGAUAGCGACCGCUACAUCCGCGAAGCCAUGUUCGGCGGCUCGUUCGGCGCCUUUCGCUCCAAAGACCGCCAUUUCUUCAACGAGUCCAAUCCCGUCUUCCAAGAAGUCGCGAAGGUAUGCGCAGUCAGGAAACAAAACCUCGCGCUCCGACGAGGACGUCAAUACCUUCGUGAAAUCUCUGCGAACGGAAACGGCUUCGGACUGCCGCAUAAGCUGAACGGGCGGAUGAAGUCGAUCAUCGCGUGGUCGAGAAUCCUAGCCGACCAGGAGAUCCUGUGUGCGAUCAAUACGGAUACGGAGAGCAGCACCACGGCGUAUGUCACCGUGGAUUCGGGAAUGCACGCUGUAGGCGACAAGGCGGAGUGCAUAUAUCGGUCUAAAAAGGAAGGGGAUGCGCCUGCUGAGACAGCGGAGGUUCUGGGUUUGAAUGGCAAGUCCGUCCGUCUGACGGUCCCUCCGGCCGCGUUCGUGAUGUACAAGAUCUGCCCGUUUGAGCAUGGGGGUUGAGACAGAUGCAGCAUGAUGACCUUCUGAGACCUAGCAACUAGGUCCUUAUAGUGUGUAUGAAAAGCAAUGGCACCGCUUUCUUGCAAGGUGGAAUUCACUUAGAGCCAGGAAAGAUGCUUGGUGGUGGACGGUGUGGGCCCAAAAAUUGUAAGAUGGUGUAUUUGUUUCCUUGCGCCCGAGAACGCUGAAAACCCUCACAAUAAACUAUUCCAACACGCACAUUCUUCCACGCAAAGACGUUUUAACUUGCCGGCCUUGGGCUUUGGGUGAUCACGUGAGUAUCAGGGCUCCUGGGCGGUA